CAGAUAAAUUGUAUAGUCAAUCUCUGCAGCAGAAAACUUUUGUUGCCGUUCUCUCCCAUUCUCACACUUAUCAUCAACAUGGCAGAACGAGGUGGUGGAGAUCGUGGUGGCUUCGGAAGCGGCUUCGGCGGUCGUGGUGGACGUGGCGGACGCGGUGACAGAGGCCGCGGUGGUCGCCGCAGAACCGGAGGAAGACGCGAAGAGGAAGAAAAAUGGGUUCCCGUGACAAAGCUAGGUCGUCUCGUGAAGGAAGGUAAGAUCCGAAGCUUAGAGCACAUCUACCUUCACUCACUCCCAAUCAAGGAGCAUCAAAUCAUCGACACACUCGUGGGUCCCACUCUCAAAGACGAGGUGAUGAAAAUCAUGCCGGUUCAGAAACAGACUCGGGCCGGUCAGAGAACCCGGUUCAAAGCUUUUGUUGUUGUUGGUGACAAUAACGGUCACGUUGGUUUGGGUGUUAAGUGUAGCAAAGAAGUUGCUACUGCUAUUCGUGGUGCUAUUAUUUUGGCUAAGCUUUCUGUUAUUCCUGUUAGGAGAGGUUAUUGGGGUAAUAAGAUUGGUAAGCCACACACUGUUCCUUGUAAGGUUACUGGAAAGUGUGGUUCUGUUACUGUCAGGAUGGUUCCUGCCCCUCGUGGUUCUGGAAUUGUUGCUGCUAGGGUUCCUAAGAAGGUUUUGCAGUUUGCUGGUAUUGAUGAUGUUUUUACUUCAUCUAGGGGAUCCACCAAAACCCUAGGAAAUUUCGUCAAGGCCACUUUUGACUGUUUGUUGAAAACCUACGGUUUUCUGACACCUGAAUUCUGGAAAGAGACAAGGUUCUCCAAAUCUCCAUUCCAAGAGUACACUGAUCUAUUGGCUAAGCCAACUGGAAAGGCCUUGAUCCUUGAGGAAGAAAAGGUGGAGGCUUGAAGUUGCAGUUUUGAUGCUGUUGGAUGAUGGUGGUGUGUUUUAAGCAUCCUAGUAGGAACUAGUUACUAUAUCUUUUGUUGCUUAUGUUGUUUCCUUCCGUACUGAGGGAUAUUUUAUAGUUUUGCGCAUUUUCAAUUCAUGUUUGUUGAUUGAAUAUUUACUGAGUUUUGAAUACUAAAAUUUUCUUCUUAAUCUUCAUUUGGCCUGAAUAA
Cicer arietinum (chickpea) is the source of this 1121-nucleotide messenger RNA. RefSeq names its product small ribosomal subunit protein uS5x-like. Gene Ontology annotation, cellular component: cytosolic small ribosomal subunit; ribosome. Gene Ontology annotation, biological process: translation. The record is from RefSeq and is a predicted model, not a curated record. Gene Ontology annotation, molecular function: RNA binding; structural constituent of ribosome. NCBI's taxonomy places the organism in Eukaryota, Viridiplantae, Streptophyta, Magnoliopsida, Fabales, Fabaceae.